AUGGCUGAUCAGCAGCACCAACAACAAUCAUCAGAUAUACCUGAAAAAGGAACUAUAGAAGAUAAAAAUAACAAUGAGACUGAGAAUGUUGAAAAUGUUGUUGUUACAUCAUCAUCAUCAACAUCGGCAUCACCGACAAUAACAACAGUGGUUGAUACACCAACAACGACAACAACAACAACAACUGUAACAUUGGAUAACCAACCGUCAAGUGAUCUUAAUACAGUUGGUAUAGAUGAUAAAGUAAAUGUUGCAACUGGAACUUCAACUACAAGCACAACUUCAACAACUACUACUUCUACAACUUCUACAUCAACAGCAACAUCAUCAACCGAUGGUAAUAAUAAUAAUAAUAAUAAUAAUAAUAAUAAUAAUAAUAAUAAUCAAACUGAUCAAGAUUUAUAUAAAGUAGAACAACAACUAGAGAAAAUAACAAUAUCUACAAAUAACAAUUCAGUUCAACAGUCUAAUGGUCAAGUGAAUGUUAAAGAAUUAUCUUUGGCGAUGAGUCAUAUUAAAAAUGAAUUAAGUCAGCUUAGAACGUCAAAGAAAAAGUUAAAUAAAAUAUCGAGUUUGAUUGAAAAUGUUAUGAAAUCAAAUUGGUCUGGUAAUUUAGAUUUAGAUCAGUUCGCUACCGAUCCAGAUGAAGACGAUGACGAAGAAGAAGAUGAUCAAAUAGGUGACUCUGCUCUCGAGGAGGAAGAGGAGGAUAAUGAAGGAGAGCAUGACGACGAUGGUGAUGAUGAAGACGAUGUUGAAGAUGACGAUGAUGGAGAUGGAGAUGGAGAGGAAGAAGAAGAAGACACAGAUAGAUUCUAUGCUAGUCACACUCACUUUAGAGGUGUAAAGAGAAAUAUGGUCUAUGAUGACACUGAGGAGUAUGACGAAGACGAUCAAGUCGACGAUGAAGAAGAAGAAGAAGAAGAAGAUGUCGAUGCUGACUAUGAACGUAGAUUGAGCGAGUUGAUAGCAGGACAACAUACUCUCUACUUUGAUGAAGAGGGUCAACCUGUAUUCUACGAUAUCGAUGAUAAUCAACUCGAUGAAGAUGAUCAAGCAUUGGAAGAAGUUGAUGAAGAAGAGGAAGAGGGUGAGGAUGACGAUGAAGAGGGUGAAACUCAAGAUGAUAAUGGUGAGCUUGUUAAUGAUUUGGAUGAAGAGCUUGACCACGAGGUUGAAUCAUACAACAAGACAAACGAAGAAGAUGAUCUCAGAGAAGGAAUCUAUUGGUUACCAAAAGCAAAUUCAAAAUUAACUUCACCAUCUCUUCAGAAUGUUAAUCAAGAAGAUACAAGUGAUAGAUUGAUAUCAAGAAAGAAGUUGUUAGCCAAUAUUGAUAGUAAAUUGAAACAUUUACAAAAGAAUAGAUAUCCACAUUCCGUUGUAGAGUAUAGUGACAGUGAAGAUGACGACAGUUUUCAAGUUUGGAAGAGAAACUUCCCUGGUGUUAAUGACAAUGUCACCAGUAAUAACAAUAUCAUCAUCAACAACAACAACAAAAACAACAAUAAUAAUGGUUUAAAACCAGAGAUUCAUCAUCAUCACCCAGUUGGACAUUUGAAAAAGAAAAAGAAGAAAGAACCAAUCGUCUUGAAUACCAUUGCCGAUAUUGUUGAUGUUGGUGACCAAGUCGAUGAUGAACCAACUGUACUCGAUGAUGAUUUCCUUCAACAACUACCAAUGUCAAGUUAUAUCAAUAAUUUGGUUAACAGUCAACAACUACCAAGAAUGGAUUCACCAAAUAGAAACUUGGUUUCACCCAAUAGUUUGUUAAUGCAACAACAACAACAGCAGCAACAUCUACAACAGAACCAACAACAACAACAACAACAACAACAACAACAAAUUAUACAACCACCACCACCACUAUCACAACAGAUUCUUAUUCCACAACAAAUAAUGCAACCACAAAACUAUCCCUCUACACCAAAGAUAAACUAUCAACCACAACUACCACAACAACCACAAACUAUCUCUCAACAACAAGUAUCACGUGUUCAACCAGUAGUAAUGCAACAACAACAACAGCAGCAGCCUGUAGAUCAUGCAGAUCUUUAUCAGCAACAUUUCCAACAACAGCAGCAACAACAACAAUCUGCAGCAUCGAUCAACUGGCAUGUUGACUGCAAGAAUCUACUGUUGGAGACAUUCAAGUUCAUUGAGAACCACUCGUCAUUCGAUAUCUACUAUCUAACGAUGAUCAUUGAACAACUCAACGGAUUGAGCACUCAUUUCCAAUGGACCAAGUUGUACGAUGCCGUCUGCAACACUGUUCAGAUUCUUUCGACCACACAUACAUCUGCCACCAGUGGUGGUGGAAAUGUUAAUACCGUUCCAACUGUUGGUGGCACCACCCCUCGCCAACAUUCAUCUCCCUCCGUUCAAAGCACACCAACUACAUUACACCACCACAACCACCAACCUCGACAACACUCUACACAGUAUAACGAUCAUUUGAAUUCCGAUCAACAAGAGUUCCUCCAGAGACUACAAUCACUUCAGUUGCAACAACAACAGCAACAGCAAACAAGACAAUAUCAACAGCAGCAACAACAACAAGUGACUACAAUGUAUAAUACACCACAACCACAACAACAGCAACCAUCACAACAACCACCACCACAACCACAACAACAACAACAACCAAACUAUUAUAAUCAUCAAUAUCACUAUCAACCAUCGCAACAACAAAUUAAUUACUAUCAUAACCAACGCAACAAGCGUACCAAUAAUAAUAGCAGUAGCAAUAACAAUAAUAUUAGUAUAAUUAAGACUCCACUUAAAUCGACACCAUUAGAAACACCAUCAAAAAGAGGUGCACAGUAUACACAGGUUAAAAAAGGUAAACCAUAUAUACCACCUGACCAAAGUAGAGAGACUUCUUUUGCAUCAGAUUCAACCAACUCAAAGUUAAACAGCACAUCCAACUCAAACUCUACAAAUACCAACAUCACUAGUAUCAUCAACAGUAAUAGUAAUAGUAAUAGCAAUAGCAAUAUUAAUGGUGCUACCAAUGGUGGUGGAGGAGCUCGUAAUGUAGAGGAAAUCUACAAAAAACUAUAUCAACAAAGACAGUUUCUCCUACAGCAUCAAAAACGACUGCAACAACAGCAGCUUGUCCUCAAACAGUUGAAUUUGUUACAACAAAAACAACAUCAAAGAGUACAACUAAAGAGUCAACAACAACAACAACAAUUGCAAAAUGAAACUCAAUCAAAAGAUACCGAUGAUUUACAUUCUUUGUCAUCGAUUCACUCUGACAGUCAUUAUGAUGAUACCUAUGAUGAAGAAAGUUCUGUUGUUGAUUUCAAUGAAGAUGAUGAUAUUCAAAUAGAUGAUGAUGAAAUAAUUUUUGAAACAACCAAAAAAACUAGUAAACAUAUUUUUGCAUAUGGUGAAGCAAAGGUCUCGGUGAGAGAAAAGAUUGGAAAGAGAGAUUCUCUUACAGAGUUGCCUGAUUACAAGAUCAAAACGAAAUCUAUCGAUGAAAUUAGAAAUAGUUUAAAGGAACUAACAACGAGAUUGGUAAGACAAUCGAAAGCACAUCAAGUGUUGAUCAAUGACAAUACAUCAUUGGCCGAUUGUUUCACAGAGUCUGGAACACAAUUAUUACAAGAGGAAAUACAUACAUCUUCAUCAGCAGCUAUUUUAGGUCCAACACUUACAAUUCUUGGUGAUAUGCAUAAUCAAUUUGAAAUGACAAGAUCUAAAUUGGAUAUUGGUAUUAAUGACACAUUGAACAGUAAAUGGCAAGAUUAUUUAAAGAAUGACUUGAAAGAUGCAGCUGUUGCAAAAGCAAGAUAUGAUAAAUUUAGAGUUUCAUUCGAUGCCUCCACAGAAGCUUAUAAGAAUUUGAGAAAAAAGAAUAAUAUUCCUCCAGAGAAAUUGACAGAGUCUGAACAAGAUCUUCAGGUAUCGACUCAACAAUUCUCAGAUGUCGCUGUGGAGUCUCUAUAUAUUUUUGAAGAUAUUAUCGAUAAGAUCACUGUUGAAAGUAUAGAUACUGUGUAUGACUAUAUAAAGGUGUACGAGACCUACUUCUCAAAAGGUUUGGAAAUAGUCAGAGAGAUUCUUCCAAACAUCGAAAGACAACGACAAACCUGCGCAAAGAUUCGCCAAUCUGCAACUGAAAAGAAAAAGAAGAGACAAGAGAUCUCUGCUUAUCAAUCACCUUCUACCUUUGCCAACUCUGCACAACAGCCAUCUGCUUUGGCCAGUCCAGAGCUGAGUGUCAAUGGUUCAUCAGCAAAUCAAACACAACCAAAUAACAAUAUCAAUAACAACAAUAAGAUGUUUGGAAUUUCUUUGGAAUCAUUACAAAGUAGAGAUGGCGAUAUUAUACCAGCAAUCAUAGUAAAGGCGAUCCAAUUUCUCAAUGGACAUCUGGGUGUUGAAGGUUUAUUUAGAGUUUCACCGAAUCAAAAGCAUCUUAACGAAGCAAAACUGGCGAUCAACAAUGGAAAUAUGACCAACUUUGAUAAUGUUGACGAUCCUCACUUGGUUUGUGCACUUAUUAAAUCGUUCUUUAGAGAGUUACCAACACCAUUGCUCACCUACGAGUUAUUUAGACCAUUGGUAACUCCAGUUGUCGAGUCAAUCAAUGAAGAUACACCAGACCACGCCAAAAUAAUCUCUCAACUAGCAGCAACAUUAUCGAAGCUUCCACAGUGUAACCGUACACUCUUCCAGCUACUCUUAAAGAUGCUCAGCAACAUUACAUCGAAUUCCAAAGAAAACAAAAUGACAUCGAGCAAUCUCGCUGUAGUAUUAGCACCAAACAUCUUGUAUCCCCUACAACUGGAUAUGGAGUCCAUUACAGAAGCAAAUGCCACCGUUGAAUAUAUGAUUAGACACUUUGCAACACUCUAUCCAAAUUCAGACUCUUUAGAAUCAUUAGUAGCAACAGCAACAGCAACAGCAACAACAGUCACAUCUUCUUCAACACCAGCUUCACCAUCAUCUUCUUCAACACCAUCACCAUCAUCAUCACCCUCACCAACACCGAAAACCUUUAACAGAUUAAAUAGACAGAGUGUAAUAUUACCGCAAACACCACAACAGAGUAGUUCUCCACAAGACUGGCGAAGAAGUGUCGGAGGAAUAGCUCCACCAGCAUUACCUGCCAAGCCUUCACUUGUCAAACUCAAUAGUUUAUCAUCAUCCACCUCACAACUACCCUUACCUCAACACACUAACAACAACUCAAGUCCACCAAUGUCGCCACCUGCACUACCACCCAAACGUUUAUCAAGCUCCACUUCACAAUUAUUACCAUCAUCAAAUCCAGCACUCAAUCAUCAACAACAAACAAACAACAACUACAACAGCAAUAGCACAACAGCGGAGAGCAACAACAGUGAUUCUAAAACAACAUUUAACAAUAGAAGAUCAAUGUUUAUAGGUGCUACACCAGUUUUACCUGCACUUCCAACUAAACCACCACCAAAACAACCAUUAAAUGCAACAUCAUCGGCAACAACUUCUACAUCAAACACAAUGUUAUUCGAUGCACCACCUCCAUUGGCAACAUUGCCAUCACAAACACCACCAACGUUGCCUCCAAAAAACAGUUCAUCAUCAUCAUUCCGUAAACGACCACAAGCCAUUAAAAUACCUUCAGGAACCACCGUAUUGACAUCUCCCGAUGGUACUACCGCCAAAUACAGUCUACUGGAUGACUCUUUUUAUUUCGAGAAUUCAAACAAUAAUAUGAAACAACCUCUGACCAAAGAAGAAGAUAUAGAUCUAAUAGAAUGGUAG
Molecule: messenger RNA, 5760 nt
Organism: Heterostelium album PN500
Lineage: Eukaryota; Evosea; Eumycetozoa; Acytosteliales; Acytosteliaceae
Product: RhoGAP domain-containing protein
Exons: 9
Coding region: 1-5760 (1919 amino acids)
Biological process (GO): signal transduction
Cellular component (GO): cytoplasm
Molecular function (GO): protein binding
Source: RefSeq, a predicted model, not a curated record